UUCUUUUUGACAUGACUGCACUCGUAGUAAACUAAUGUAUUGAUAUUCGAUCGAAGAAAUUGUUAUUAAUUGGAAAUUUCUUUUUUCUGAAGAUAAAAAGCUAAAUGUCCUGAAACGUGUUAUUGCGAACAGUUCGUGAAAGGUAUGUGAUAUGACAUUUUUAUUCAUUAUUCGUGAAUAAAAUUUGCUCGACUCUGUCCCCACCCACUAACCAGAACGAAUCCAAAUACGAGUUGGUCGUGGUACAACCUCUGUUGUUGGUUCAAGUUUCAGUUAGUAUUUGUUACUAUGGUUACACACGGUGAAGCAUGGCCGCUCGAUUAACAGUUUGCGAGCGAGCGUUGCGCAGAAAGGUAAUCAAGUGCAUGGAAUGCCGAUGAUUCGCGCCGCAAUCAUUUUCUGCUUCCGGUUUAGCAGCUGUACACAAAACGGUCCAUUAAUAUAAUGCACGAGCCACGUCCUGAUAAGACGAAUCAGGCGUCGAGCUGAAGGUGUGUGUGCGAUCGUCUUUAAUAAACCGAGCGCAAAUGACGAUGAACCGAUACAUAACUCUGAAUCAAUUGGGCGACGGAACGUUCGGUUCUGUCGUUUUAGGAGAACGUAUCGAUACCGGGGAGAAGGUUGCUAUAAAACGAAUGAAGAGGAAAUACUAUUCGUGGGAGGAAGCUAUGAAUCUGCGCGAAGUAAAAUCUUUGAAAAAACUCAGUCACGCGAACGUGGUGAAAUUGAAGGAAGUGAUACGAGAGAACGACGUGCUCUACUUCGUCUUCGAGUACAUGAAGGAAAAUCUGUAUCAGUUGAUGAAGGAUAGGGACAAACUUUUCCCAGAGCCGGUGAUCCGAAAUAUAGUGUACCAAGUGUUGCAAGGACUAGCUUUCAUGCAUAAACAUGGGUUCUUUCAUCGCGAUAUGAAGCCUGAAAAUUUAUUGUGCAUGGGACCGGAAUUGGUGAAAAUAGCUGAUUUCGGAUUGGCCAGAGAAAUACGGUCAAGGCCUCCUUAUACGGAUUACGUGUCCACGAGAUGGUACAGAGCGCCGGAAGUGUUGCUCCACUCGACGACUUACAACAGCCCCAUCGAUAUUUGGGCAGUAGGUUGCAUCAUGGCUGAAUUGUACACGUUCAGGCCACUGUUCCCCGGCAAAAGCGAAAUCGACGAAAUUUUUAAAAUCUGUUCCGUGAUCGGCACUCCGGAGAAGGACGAUUGGCCGGAGGGAUAUCAGUUGGCUGCCGCUAUGAAUUUCAAGUUCCCGAACUUCACUCGUACAUCGUUGAACGUUCUGAUACCAAACGCCAGCCAGGAAGCAGUGAUAUUCAUGGAAGACAUGCUGCAAUGGAACCCUAUUAAAAGACCCACGGCACAGCAAUCUCUCAGGUAUCCUUACUUUCAAAUGUCCAUUCCGCGGGCAAUCAACAGUAAAAAGAUCGGCGUCGCGACCCAGCGUGAUCUAGUCCUGAACAAAGUGAAUCUUCCGUCUCCUGUUCCCAAACAGUACAACUAUCCCCAGGAUAUCUUGAAAAACUCGCUCGAAACCAGAGCACAAGAGAAUGUAGCGCAGACGCAACAGCAACAACAGCAACAACAGCAACAGCAACCGAUGCUACUACCGUUACUGAACCAUAAUAAUUACGCGCGCAAAAGCAAUCCCCCGAAGUGGGAUGAGGACGAUUUUGCCGAGCUUCUGGGAAGCAAGAUCGUUCCCGAGAACGCGAACGUAAAGCUUGCUCCAGAUCGAGUGUACAAAGAGAAUCGUGCCAAUUGGAACGCCAAUUAUUUACCAGACAAUCCGAAGCAGAGCAACGGGAACUGGACGCUGCCAACGUGGAACGAACCAGCCCCCAUACAUUGGAAUCAGUCGCAAUCGAACUUGAAGAACGGUCGAAAAGUAUCGGCGAAACAACACUACCUCACUGUGGCUCGAUACGUCGCUGGGCCGAGUACAAGCUUGUCCUCCAGAAAUGGUGACUUCGACGCGAACCAACCUAGGUUAAUGCGGAAUUUGGUCGGGCAAACGUUGGAGAAGUAUGAGGAAUUCACUGAUUCUUUUUGGGUACCCAGGAAUCCUAUCGAGAAUCAAUCGAAACAGUAUUACCUCCCAAGAAAUCGUUACAUUACAGAUCAAACUUUGAGACUGCCUUAUCCCAGCGUUUAUGGUACGCAAAGUAUUAAAACGACGAACAAAGGGACGCUUCAACCGGGCGUGUAUGGAAAUGUGCUGAACACAAAAGGUAGCGGAAGCCUUCACGGCAGAACGGAUUGGGCUGCUAAGUAUCUAAAAUGA
This is a messenger RNA of Colletes gigas, 2279 nucleotides long. Its product is annotated as serine/threonine-protein kinase ICK. The transcript is spliced from 11 exons. The record is from RefSeq and is a predicted model, not a curated record. Gene Ontology annotation, molecular function: protein serine/threonine kinase activity; ATP binding. Gene Ontology annotation, cellular component: cilium; nucleus; cytoplasm. Lineage: Eukaryota; Metazoa; Arthropoda; Insecta; Hymenoptera; Colletidae. The coding region runs from base 528 to 2279 and encodes 583 amino acids. Gene Ontology annotation, biological process: intracellular signal transduction; intraciliary transport; cilium assembly.